Molecule: messenger RNA, 5173 nt
Organism: Trematomus bernacchii (emerald rockcod)
Lineage: Eukaryota; Metazoa; Chordata; Actinopteri; Perciformes; Nototheniidae
Product: plexin-C1-like
Biological process (GO): negative regulation of cell adhesion; regulation of GTPase activity; semaphorin-plexin signaling pathway involved in axon guidance
Cellular component (GO): semaphorin receptor complex
Molecular function (GO): semaphorin receptor activity; protein binding
Source: RefSeq, a predicted model, not a curated record
CGUCUUAAUUUUCGGUUUCGCUGAACUAGCUCCCUCCCACUUUCAGCACUUCUCUUUUCCACAGAGGCAUUGCGCUUUUACGCACAGUCUCUGCCACUGUGGAGGAGAGCGGAGCGCCAUGAGGACCGUAAGUGUGUGAGAGUGUUGCUGCACCGUGCAACAAGAUGAUCCUGCUGCCUAUUCUGUUGUCUUGUCUCUGGGGAGAACCGAGUCGGUGCCUGGCGGAGGUCGGAGGCUUCACCACUGAAAAAAACAUCCGCCACUUCGCCGUGGCCACCAAUACGGUUUACGUCGCUGCGGAAGAUAAGCUGUACCAGCUGAACCACGACCUGACUUUGGUUCAAAAUCUGACCCUGAGAGGUAUCCUGAAGAACGAUGCGCGGUUUUACCGGGGUUCUGUGACAAACGAAUCGAAUGCAACUUUCAGCGUGAACAUAUUGUUGCCGUUUGUUAUAAAUGGCACUCUGGUCAGCUGUGGUGUUAUCGAGUGCGGGUACUGCGAGUGCGGGUACUGCGAGGUGUUGGACCUGAAGAACAUUUCAAAUGUUCUGUACAGGGAACACAUCCAGGUGGGGUCUCCAUUGCGCAACAGUGCGUCUGUCGGCUUCCUGGUGAAUGAAGAGGGAAAGCAUGCUUACAUUCUGGCUGCCUUACAGAAAGACGUAACGAAAUCCACAGGGAGCAGCUGUCCCACUGGACCAGAAGCCGUGCACCUUCAUAACACCAAUAACAUCCAGAGAGGAUCUAUUUUUUCUACUGUUGGCGAGCACAAUACCCAUGUGAUCAAACGUGAGGGCAGUGUGGAGUUUGUAGAUGGGUUUCAGAUCAAUUCCAUAAUUUAUCUGUUCUCCAACUUACCCUCAAGAAACACGGUCCGUCUCAUUUGGCUCGAGGGCAAAGCGACUAAGAAGCAGACUCUGGAGUCUCUGCGGGGCGCGAACCUCAGCCUCUCCGCGGAUGGAGGGAGAGGCGGAAGACUCCUCUCCUCCUCUGUGAUUCCGGGGGGGCCGCCGGUGCUCUGGAGCGGCGUGUUCAGUGUGGACGGAGGAAAGACCAACACCGAGCUGCUGCUGUUUGACAUCAGCCCGGAUCUCAACAUGACGGCCGAUGCAGAUCCGGACUUCUGCAGUGUGUGCCCCGUGAAGAAAACGAAGACGGCAGAGACAUUGAAGCCGAAGGUGGUGCUGUUCAGGCAGAAGUCCAUGACCUCUGUGCUGGCAGUGAGACACAAGGCCUGGAUGGUUUUCUUCAUUGGGACGGGAGAUGGUCAGCUCAUGAAGCUUUCUGUGGACCAGAACUUUCAGAGCUCCUGUCCCAGGGUGCUCUACAGGGCCGAUAAUGACCGCAGAGUGUUUCCCAAAAUGCAUCUGGAUCCAGUGGAUCUUAAACAUGUGUACAUGUCAUUCGAAAACCAGAUGAAGCGUGUAGCUGUGUCAAAGUGCGGCACAUAUACAGAUGUGCAGGCCUGCUGGUCUGCACAGGAUCCUCACUGUGUCUGGUGCGCGUCUACCAUAAGUUGCACAUUUGAAGAUGACUGCCCAAAUUCAGACUGGUUAUCCAUCCCUGAUGAUUCUCAACAGAAAAUGGUUUCCUACAAAGUUAUGAAGGACAGCACUGGCCAGGUCACACUAAACAUCCACACACACCUGACUGUGGGACGGCAGGCGCUGGAUAAAUAUUCCUGUAAUUUCUCUACAAGUUCAAGUGACUUCAGUGAGCUUUGUAGCAGGGAGAGCCCCUUUCCAAAGUUCCCACAAUGCACCUGCAUUCUUUCAAAUAGCUCACUUCCUGCUGAAGGCCGCCAUGUCACUGUUAGGAUUAGACUUGGGACAACAAUAUUAAUGGAAAAACUGAAGCUCUCCAACUGCCCUGACAUCAGGGGACGGCCAGCUUAUGUCCUGUGUGGAGAGUGUGUCAGGGCUGGAUGUGGCUGGAGCAGAAACGGCUGUACCUGGGCAAACCAAGAAGUGGGGAAUGACAGUGUUUGCCAAAAAAUGGAGUCAAUGAUGAACUUUUCAAGACCAGAGAUCUCCUCCAUCACACCCAGCAAUGUGUCUUUCUACGGCAGGAAUCACGCCGUGUUGUCGGGUUCUAACCUCAGGGACGUGAUCAGAGUGAGGAUUCAGGGCGACACGGAGUGCACUCCACAAGAAUCUCCUGUGUGGAACAACACUGGUGGGAGACUCACCUUCCACAUUCCCAGGGCAGAUAUUAAAGGCGUGGUCAAAGUAUGUGCUGUCCUCCCAGAUGGUAGUUGCCAUGGCAACACUAAAAUCACCUACCAGUCAUCCCCAUCAUGCACCGAUAUUACACCAAGCAGCACCUGGAUCAGUGGGAAGAGGAACAUCACUCUCAUGGGUUCCCACCUGGAGCUUGUGGAAGGGGUCAUGCACUGCCGCUGCUUGGAAGGGGUCAUGCACAGCCACUGCUUGGAAGGGGUCAUGCACAGCCACUGCUUGCAGGAAGUCAUACCCAGAAACAGCAACUAUCAGAAUCUCACAUAUGAGUCCCCUGCAGCUGGAAAGGGGGUUUCUGCUGUCGAAGUGUUUCUGAAAGUAGCCAAUAAGAGCUUGCCCUGCCACAAAACAAUGAGCUACCAUCCAGAGCCCGAGUUCAUCAGCUUCACAUCCACAGUGACAGGAGAAGAUUUGCGCAUCACCAUACAGAAAAAGGCAGACGGACUGGCGAUGAGGGAAGCAGAGUUGUCUGUGUAUGGUGUUCAGGAAGGAAACACUUACCCCUGUGUAAUGAAGGACAAAGAGACCAGUAAUGAGAUUGACUUCCUCAUCUGUGAGAUUGAAAGGACACCCUUUACUAAAUUUCAGAAGUUAAUGAUAAAAUAUGGGGACAGGACAGUAACCCUGAACGCCAGAUCUUCAAUCCAUCUGUACCCGGUGCUGCUUGUCCUUCUGCUGAUACCCUGCAUUUGUGUUGUGGUGGUGAUCAUCUACCGAAAUCAACAGAAGAAGCUUACUGCUAAGAUGAACAGGCGUAUGGAAGACCUGGAGCUGGACAUCAGGAAUGACAUUAGACAAGGUUUUGUGGAUCUGCAGACAGAGAAGGCUGACCUGAUGGAAAAUGUCGGAGCGAUUCCUUUCUUGGACUACAAGCACUUUGCCUCCAGAAUCUUCUUUCCUGAGGAUGACUCUCUGAUGAGGCUGUGUAUCAAAGACAUUGGGCAGGAUGUUGUAAAGGUCCAACUUGACGAUUGUUGCCAAGGCUUGUCCAGGCUGCUCCAGGAUCAGCUCUUCCUCACAUCCAUGGUGCACGCUCUGGAGGAGCAGAAGAGCUUCACCAUCAAAGACAAAUGUGCUUUGGCGUCAUUGCUAACCGUAGCGCUCCACCAUAACUUGUCGUACCUGACGGAGGUGAUGGAGGCUCUGCUGAAGGCGCUGACGCAGCAGAACAGCAACGCUCAGCCCAAACUCCUGCUGCGGCGCACCGAGUCCACCGUGGAGAAGCUGCUGACCAACUGGAUGUCCAUCUGCCUUUAUGGCUUCCUCCGGGAGAGCGUUGGCCAGCACUUGUACCUGAUGGCGAGCGCCGUCACACAGCAGACCGCUAAAGGCCCCGUGGACUGUGUGACCGAGAAGGCUCUGUACACACUGAGCGAGGACUGGCUGCUGUGGCAGGCUCAGGACUUCAGCUGCCUGAGGCUGAAGGUGCUGUUCGCAGUGGGGGGGGACGGAGAGCUCAGCGAGCCUCUGGAGGUCGGCGCUCUCAGCUGUGACUCGGUGGAGCAGGUCAAAGAGAAGAUCCUCAACACCUUCAAGGCCAAGUUUGGGUUCCCCUACAACACCCCCCUCAGGGACAUCCAUAUUGAGUAUGAACGGGAUGGGUUAUUUUUUCCUCUGGAGGAGGUGGAUGCGAGCUCUGAGGUCAUUGGGGAGGUGACCAUGCUGAACACACUCAGGCACUACAAGGUUCCUGAUAGAGCGACAGUUAAAGUUCUUUCCAGGAAAACUCAUCCUCCUCUGAGCCCGCAGGGAAGUCUAAAGGAUGACGAGAACUUCUCUGGGAAAUACUUUCACUUGAUUGAUCCUGAUGUAGAUGAGGGGAAGAACCCAGAGAGGAAGAAGUUAAAACUAAAGGAAGUGCACCUCACCAAGCUGCUCUCCACCAAGGUGGCCGUGCAUUCCUUUGUGGAGAACCUGUUCAGGUGUAUCUGGGGGACGCCGCACUGCAGGGCACCGCAUGCUGUCAAAUACUUUUUUGACUUCCUGGAUGCUCAAGCAGACUCUAUGAAGAUCACCGACCCAGAUGUCCUGCAUAUCUGGAAGACCAACAGUUUGCCUCUGCGCUUCUGGGUCAACAUCCUGAAGAACCCCCAGUUUGUUUUCGACAUACAGAAGACUCCACAGCUGGACAGCUGCCUGACCGUCAUCGCUCAGGCCUUCAUGGACUCCUUCUCCCUCAGUGAGACCCAGCUAGGAAAGCAUGCACCAACCAACAAGCUCCUCUAUGCCAAAGACAUCCCCAAGUUCAAACAGGAAGUCAAGGCUUACUACAAGCAGAUCAGAGACCAGCCACCAAUCACAGACUCAGAAUUCAAGGAAUUCCUCCAGGAAGAGUCAAAGAAACAUGAAAACGAGUUCAACGACUCUGUAGCCCUCAGAGAACUCUACAAGUUCAUACAGCGCUACUUCACAGAGAUCAAAGAGAAGCUGAACCUAAAUGGAGCCCCUUCUGAGAUGAUGGAGCAACUACACCAUGUUAAAAACUCUUUUGAUGAACUGAAGAGCUGCUCCUGGAACUGAGCAAGCCUUCUUCCUCUCACAUGACACAAAACCCAGCUGGACUCUGAACUCUGGGAAGUCCUUGGCAUCUAUAACAUUGAAGUGAUGCGCAGUCAGUAGUUCACAGUUUAUAAAAAAAGAUGCAUUUACUGAAAUCAGACAUGUAACCAACACGUAUGUCAAUAAGAACCAUUCUAUGUUCUGGGGUCUGGUCGCAGUUCCUUUACGUAAACAGAUUUGUUGCCACACAAUCGUGUGAUUCUAGGAUCUUGAGUCAUCUUGAAUAAGUCAAACCACUGAUAUCAGAAAAAACUGUAUCUUCUAAUCAUUUAUUUCAAUAUAUGACAUUUACUCUGUGUAUAUACAUUGUGCAAUUCACAGAUGGUAGAGCCAUGUUAUUUAAAUCGCUGUAUAAAAACUUUGUUUUUUCACAGAAA